This is a messenger RNA of Thelazia callipaeda (thelaziosis nematode), 432 nucleotides long. NCBI's taxonomy places the organism in Eukaryota, Metazoa, Nematoda, Chromadorea, Rhabditida, Thelaziidae. The record is from the annotation of a GenBank genome assembly.
UGUCCAGAAGCUCAACGAUUAUUCACGUUUACAAUACCUCCUCGUGGUCAGGAAAGACAAUGCAAUGAAUUUGCUUUUCAAGCUCUUCGCUUUAUUCAGAUUCUGGAAAGCGGUAUAAAUAAUCUGAAUAAUUUGAAAGCAAUAGAGCCAAUUUUGGAUAAUUUAGGACGAAGACACGGCAAGCUUAAAUCCAGCGUCGGCUUUCGACCGUAUUAUUGGACAGUAUUUAUGGAAUGUACAAUACAUCACUUAAGAUUGGCCUUCCUCAAUUCAAAAGUGGAUCAGUGGAGUCAUAAAGAUAUAGAUAAUGCAAUCAUGUUGUGGAGACAUUUGAUUUUAGGAAUUUGUCAAAGAAUCAAGGUUAAAAUCGUUCUAAUUUUUUGUUACAUUCAUGAAAGCAAGAAAAAACACUCGUGCUUUGCUGUAUUUUAG